This is a messenger RNA of Pseudozyma flocculosa PF-1, 279 nucleotides long. RefSeq lists its product as uncharacterized. The coding region runs from base 1 to 279 and encodes 92 amino acids. Gene Ontology annotation, cellular component: trans-Golgi network. NCBI's taxonomy places the organism in Eukaryota, Fungi, Basidiomycota, Ustilaginomycetes, Ustilaginales, Ustilaginaceae. The transcript has 2 exons. The record is from RefSeq and is a predicted model, not a curated record.
AUGGACCUCGCCAACGGCACCGCCUCGCCCGUCUCGGUGGGCGAAGGCUUCGUCGAGACCGCGGCCUGGACAUCCCAGACCGAACCAUCCGCCAACGACGUCGUCGAAAAGGAAAAGCUCAUCAGGGAGAUCAUCGCGAUGCAGGAUGGCCUGCGUGGACUCCUCACCCGCGUCACCUCGGUCAAGGACGACUGCACAAAGGCAGAGGCCGACAACGAGAUGCUCCAGACCUACAUCGACAGCGUCACAAAGAGCCUCGCCGCAAAGGAGCGCGGGUGA